AAUAAACAAACGCUCUGUUCCCAACUCUUUUUGACUCUCUGUCCCUUCAUCGAAAACCCCAACUCGAUUGCCAACACCAAACCAAGUCUCAAGUCUCUCAAAAACCUCUACAAACUCUCUCUUUCGGAGCCUAGAAAUGCUGGAAUUCAAGACAGUAAAGAAGAAAAUGUGGAUGUUCUCUUACUGAGAUCUCUUUCACAAAAGUCCUCUUCACAAAACCACACACCAACCAAAAACCUUGUCAUCAUCACCUUAAAUGGAAGUUAUGAACACCAUCACCAUCACCAUCACCAUCACCAUCUUCAUACUCAGUGACAAAGUUGCAGCCCUGAGAUCUCCACUCCCCAAGCUCUCUUUCUGGUUUGCCCCAACAACUCGACCACCUGGUUCAUAAAUCAGCUCAACACAAACAACUUCAACACUUCAUAGUAAUAUAAUACUUAGUUAGUUAGUUAGUUAGUUAAUGGCUUCUUAUAGCUUCUCAAACGCUUCAUACGGGUCUGAUUAUUCCAGCCUUUUCGACCCUUUUUCCCAUACUGGUGGAGGAGGGUUUGGUGGGGUUUCGAAAGGUGGAUCGGUGCCUCACUCUCUGGUGUUGGACAGUAAGAGAGGUGAGCUUGUGAAGGCCCCAGCAAGAGUUGGGAAAAAAGGGGUUUCUGAGGCUAAGGCUAUGGCGGCUUUGAAGAACCAUAGCGAGGCCGAGAGGAGAAGGAGGGAGAGAAUCAAUGCCCAUCUGGCUACACUUCGUGACUUGGUGCCCUGUAAUGAAAAGAUGGACAAAGCAACAUUACUUGCUGAAGUGAUAAGCCAAGUAAAACAACUGAAGAAAAAAGCUGCAGAAUCGAGCAAAGGAUUGCUUAUUCCGGCAGAUGAUGAUGAAGUCCAAGUCGAAAGAUUGGAUGACAAUGGAACAGAAAAUGAUAGGAAUCUUUUGUUCAAAGCUUCAGUCUGCUGUAGUUAUCGAGUAGAGCUUCUCUCUGAUGUAAGGCAAGCUCUCGAGGGCCUUCCCUUGAAGAUGAUCAAGACAGAAAUAUCAACUUUGGGAGACAGAUUGAAAAUCUCUUUUAUUUUCACUUGUUGUAAAGAAAAGAAUAAUGAUGAUGCUGAGACAUGCCGAACUCUUGUGAGUUCUGUGCAUGAGACUCUGAGCUCUGUUCUUGAUAAGGCUUCUGCUUUGGCUGAGUACUCGCCGAGGACGACGCUCUUGUGCAAACGACGAAGGAUUUCUUACUUGGAUUCCUCGAGCUCAUCCUGCUAAAUCUGAUAUAUAGUGUAAUCUAAAUAUAGAUGUUAUAUAUUUUUAUAACUUGUAAGUUGUAGUAUAAGAAGCUUUUUUUAAGACUGUUGUUGUUGUUUGACACUUUAAGGUGUCUAACAAUACACAAGAUGACACUCUAUGGUUGGUUAGCGAUACUCCAUAAUAUUUAUUAAAUUAAGAUAUGUGAGACCCGAUAUUAAAUUGUAUUAAUAACGGAAUGCUACCUACUUAUGGUGUUGGCUUA
Molecule: messenger RNA, 1502 nt
Organism: Humulus lupulus (European hop)
Lineage: Eukaryota; Viridiplantae; Streptophyta; Magnoliopsida; Rosales; Cannabaceae
Product: putative transcription factor bHLH107
Exons: 2
Coding region: 464-1258 (264 amino acids)
Biological process (GO): regulation of DNA-templated transcription
Molecular function (GO): DNA-binding transcription factor activity; protein dimerization activity
Source: RefSeq, a predicted model, not a curated record